Messenger RNA from Bipolaris oryzae ATCC 44560, 174 nucleotides. RefSeq lists its product as uncharacterized. The record is from RefSeq and is a predicted model, not a curated record. Lineage: Eukaryota; Fungi; Ascomycota; Dothideomycetes; Pleosporales; Pleosporaceae. The annotation marks the transcript as partial. The transcript has a single exon.
AUAGUUGGUGCUGCACUAACUGGGACGGAUGAUGUUGGAGAGUGGGUUGAGAGACUCGAAAUGCCUUUCCUUUUGGAGUUACGUGCGACUGUGUAUAUGUCAGGAGCGAAUCGUGCUUCGAUAAGAGAUAGUCGAUAUCUUGAAUGCUGGUGCCGCAGCUACGGGCAAGACUAG